AUGCAGCGCAGCCAGUCGCAGAAGCGAGCUCAGGGUCAGGGUCAGGUGACACACAGCCUGAAUGACUGGGGAGUGAUUUACCCGUCUACUCACAUCUGUGCCUUAAAAGGCUCCAGAGUGGAAAUACUCUGCACCUACGCAUACCCUUUAAGAAAAGAUGGCCGUAACACUACUGUUGAGGAAACAUUCUGGUUUUCAAAACAGAGUCCUUUCAGCUAUGUGGAUCUGAGAACAGACCCGGACUAUUCAGGUCGUGUACAGUAUCACCGUGGAAACAACGACUGCACUCUGAGAAUCACAGACCUGAGAAAGAGCGACUCAGCUGUGUACAAGUUUAGAUUUACAACAAACCAAUCAGGUGGGAAAUAUACUGGAUUACCUGGAGUCACCCUGUCUGUGGCAGAUCCACAGCUCCAGAUACAAGUGGGGAGAUCAGCAUGCAUCCAGUUUCCUACCAGCACGGAACUGACAUGUCACAGCAAUGAUCAGCAGGCUGACACUCCUUCCUACAUCUGGUACAAGAAUGGAGUCAAAGUUACAGAAGAGAAAAGAUAUUUCCACCUGCAGACAUUUGGUCGUUCAGACAGAUAUUACUGUGCAGCUAAAGGACAGAAGUGUUUCCGUUCUCCUGCAGUGUAUGCUCCAAAGCCUCCCUCUGUGUCAGUGAGUCCCUCUGCUGAGAUAGUGGAGGGAAGUUCAGUGACUCUGAACUGCAGCAGUGAUGCUAACCCAGCAGCUAACUACACCUGGUACAAGGAGAAUGGAAAUCCUCUCAGUAAAGAAUCACAGUUUUACUUCAGCUCCAUCCGGCCCUCUGAGUCUGGAGAGUUUUACUGUACAGCUGAGAAUGAGCUGGGGAGGAAUUCUAAAAGGAUAACUAUUGAUGUGAAAUAUGCUCCAAGACUUCCCUCUGUGUCAGUGAGUCCCUCUGCUGAGAUAGUGGAGGGAAGUUCAGUGACUCUGACCUGCAGCAGUGAUGCUAACCCAGCAGCUAACUACACCUGGUACAAGGAGAACCAACCGCUGCUUAGAGGACCAGGAGGAAAGUACCACUUCACCUCCAUCAGCUCCAAAGACAGAGGGAUCUACUACUGCAAGGCUGAGAAUCAAUAUGGACACAUCAACUCUAUAUCGCUGUUCUUACAUAUCCAAUAUGCUCCAAGGCUUCCCUCUGUGUCAGUGAGUCCCUCUGCUGAGAUAGUGGAGGGAAGUUCAGUGACUCUGAGCUGCAGCAGUGAUGCUAACCCAGCAGCUAACAACACCUGGUACAAGGAGAAUCAAAUGCUGCUUAGAGAACCAGGGACAAAGUACAAAUUCACCUCCAUCAGUUCCAAAGACAGAGGGAUCUACUACUGCAAGGCUGAGAAUAGACAUGGACACAUCAACUCCAUAUCUCUGUUCUUACAUGUCCAAUCUGCUCCAAAGCUUCCCUCUGUGUCAGCGAGUCCCUCUGCUGAGAUAGUGGAGGGAAGUUCAGUGACUCUGAGCUGCAGCAGUGAUGCUAACCCAGCAGCUACCUACACGUGGUACAAGGAGAACGAACUGCUGCUUCAAGGACCAGGGGGACAGUACCACUUCACCUCCAUCAGCUCCAAAGACAGAGGGAUCUACUACUGCAAGGCUGAGAAUCAACAUGGACACAUCAACUCUAUUUCGCUGUUCUUACAUAUCCAAUAUGCUCCAAGACUUCCCUCUGUGUCAGUGAGUCCCUCUGCUGAGAUAGUGGAGGGAAGUUCAGUGACUCUGACCUGCAGCAGUGAU
This is a messenger RNA of Stegastes partitus (bicolor damselfish), 1761 nucleotides long. RefSeq names its product B-cell receptor CD22-like. The transcript has 8 exons. Lineage: Eukaryota; Metazoa; Chordata; Actinopteri; Pomacentridae. The annotation marks the transcript as partial. The record is from RefSeq and is a predicted model, not a curated record.